Messenger RNA from Carlito syrichta (Philippine tarsier), 4722 nucleotides. RefSeq names its product uveal autoantigen with coiled-coil domains and ankyrin repeats (gene UACA). The record is from RefSeq and is a predicted model, not a curated record. NCBI's taxonomy places the organism in Eukaryota, Metazoa, Chordata, Mammalia, Primates, Tarsiidae. Gene Ontology annotation, molecular function: actin binding.
AUAAUGCACCGCCGCGUCUGUGUAGCAGUGUUGAGGCAGCAGGAUGCAGAGUGCUGUUCACGUUUUCCAGUGGGGACCCUGAAAGGGACAACUUUGAAGGACAGCUUCUAAAGAAUAAGAACUAGAAGGAGUUAUAGUACCUGACUUUGGGCUGCUCUUCAGCAGGUGCUGCGCAGCAAGGAAGAGAAUUUCCAAGCGUUAUGAAGGCAGAGAAGGAUUCCGAAGACGAAGAAAGUGUCGUUAGAGAUCCAAGCUAAGUGUAGCACAGCAUGUGAGGGGCUGAGUCACUGGCUUGGUGUUUUCUGAGGCUUGCCUUGUGAGCUGCAGAGAUUUGUAACUUAAUGCAAAGUAAUUUGCCGUUAGCAACAAGAAACUAAAUCCUGUCUAUGAUGAGCUGUUGGUUCACUUGUGCUUCUAAGAACAGACAUGCUGCAGAUUGGAAUAAAUAUGAUGACCGAUUGAUGAAAGCCGCAGAAAGGGGGGAUGUCGAAAAAGUAUCGUCCAUCCUUGCUAAAAAGGGGGUCAAUCCAGGCAAACUUGAUGUGGAAGGCAGAUCUGCCUUCCAUGUUGUGGCCUCAAAGGGGAAUCUCGAAUGUUUGAAUGCCAUCCUUAUACAUGGAGUUGAUAUUACAACCAGUGACACUGCGGGGAGAAAUGCUCUUCACCUGGCUGCUAAGUAUGGACACGCAUUGUGCCUACAAAAAUUGCUUCAGUACAAUUGUCCCACUGAACACGUAGACCUGCAGGGAAGAACUGCACUUCACGAUGCAGCAAUGGCAGACUGUCCUUCGAGCAUACAGCUGCUUUGCGACCAUGGGGCCUUGGUGAAUGCCAAAGAUGUAGAUGGGCGGACGCCACUUGUCCUGGCCACUCAGAUGUGUAGGCCAGCAAUAUGUCAGCUGCUCAUAGAUAAAGGAGCGGAUGUUAAUUCCAGAGACAAACAAAACAGAACUGCUCUUAUGCUGGGCUGUGAGUACGGCUGCAGAGAUGCAGUAGAAGUCUUAAUCAAAAACGGUGCUGAUGUAAGCUUGCUGGAUGCCCUUGGCCACGAUAGCUCUUACUAUGCAAGAAUUGGUGACAAUCUGGACAUUCUAGCCUUACUGAAGACUGCGUUGGAAAACACCAGCAAAGGGAGAGAAUUUUGGAAGAAAGGACCAUCUUUGCAACAGCGAAAUUUGCCACACAUGCAAGAUGAGAUAAACAUGAAAUCAAAUCAGAGGGAGCAUCAGAGCAUUCAGGACCUGGAGAUUGAAAAUGAAGAUUUGAAAGAGAGGUUGAGAAAAAUGCAGCAAGAACAAAGAAUACUACUGGAUAAAGUCAAUGGUUUACAAUUACAACUGAAUGAGGAAGUAAUGGUUUCUGAUGAUCUGGAAAGUGAGAGAGAAAAGCUGAAGUCCCUUUUGGCAGCUAAAGAAAAGCAACAUGAAGAAAGCUUAAGAACCAUUGAGGCUCUGAAAAAUAGAUUUAAAUAUUUUGAGAGUGAUCAUUUGGGAUCAGGAAGUCACUUCAGUAACCGAAAAGAAGAUAUGCUUCUUAAACAAGGUCAGAUGUAUGUGACAGACUCACAGUGUUCUUCCUCGGGCAUGCCGGCCCAUAUGCAAAGCAGGUCGAUGUUGCGACCACUGGAGCUGUCAGUGCCCAGUCAGACGUCAUACUCUGAAAAUGAAGUGCUCAAGAAAGAGCUCGAAGCCAUGCGGACUUUCUGUGAGUCCGCCAAGCAAGACCGACUCAAGCUCCAGAACGAGCUGGCGCAUAAGGUAGCUGAGUGCAAAGCCUUGGCGCUGGAGUGUGAGAGGGUCAAGGAGGAUUCAGACGAGCAAAUAAGACAGCUGGAGGAUGCGCUAAAAGAUGUGCAGAAGAGGAUGUACGAGUCAGAAGGGAAGGUGAAGCAGAUGCAGGCCCACUUCCUGGCUCUGAAGGAACACCUGACCAGUGAGGCGGCCGCCGGGAGCCACAGGCUGGCCGAGGAGCUGAAGGAGCAGCUGAGAGAUGCCAGGGCCAAGUACGAAGGCGCGGCCACAGAGGUGGGCAAGUUAAGAAAUCAGGUCAGGCAGAGCGAGGUGGUUGUGGAAGAGCUGAAGAGAGAGGAGGGCAAGCUGGCGGAAGAGAAGCAGCAGCUGCAGAGGGAGCUGAGCAUGUGCGAGACAGAGCGCGAGAAGAGAGCAAGGAGGGCCGCGGAGCUGGAGGGCCAGGCGAAGGAGCUGCUGGCGAGGCUGGCCCUCUCCAUCCCGGCAGAGCAGUUCGAGAACAUGAGGAGCCUGCUGUCCAGGGAGGCGAAUGAGAAAGCAAAAAAACUAGCAGACACGGAGAGGGACUACGAGAAGUCCCUCAGUGAAGUCAGGCAGGUAAGGCGAGAACUGGAGACCCUGAAGGCCAGGCUGGCACAGCAUGUCAAGCCUGAGGAGCACGAACAGCUAAAGGGCAGGUUGGAGCAAAAGGCAGGAGAGCUGGGAAAGAAGGUCACGGAGUUAACGCUGAAAAACCAGACUCUGCAAAAGGAAAUCGAGAAGGUUCAUCUGGAUAAUCAGCGUCUCAGCGACCAGGCGCACAACCUCACUAUUGAAAUGAAAAGCCAUUAUGUUCCUUUAAAAGUAAGCGAAGACAUGAAAAAGUCACAUGAUGCGGCGAUUGAUAACUUGAAUAACAAGCUUUUAGAUCUAACACAAAAAUAUACAGAAAAAAAGUUGGAAAUGGAGAAAUUGCUGCUAGAAAAUGACAGCUUAAGGAAGAGUGUCAGCCGCCUCGAAACUGUGUUUGUACCCCCCGAGAAACACGAAAAAGAGGUGACAGCUCUGAAAUCUGAUAUUACUGAACUUAAAAAACAGCUGUCCGAACUCAAGAAAAAAUGUGGUACAGACCAAGAGAAAAUAUAUGCACUUACAUCUGAAAACACUAACUUGAAGAAGACUGUGCAUAAUCAAUACGUGCCGGUUAAAACCCACGAAGAGAUGAAAACUGCACUGAGCAGCACAUUAGAUCAGACUAACAGAGAACUGUCAGAUGUGAGGAAAAAAUGGGAGGAGAUACAUCAAGAAUUUGUAAAACAAAAAGAUGAAAAUGAAAUCUUGAGAAGAAACCUGGAAAACACUCAGAACCAAAUAAAAGCCAAAUACAUAAGCCUAGAGGAGCAUGAGGCAGAGGUGAGUACCAUAAACCAGAACAUGAAGAAGGUUCAGGACAGUAAUGCUGAGAUCCUGGCCAACUACAAGAGAGCCCAAGAAGAGAUUGUGACCCUGCACGCCGAAAUCAAAGCCCAGAAGAAGGAGCUCGACACAAUACAGGAAUGCAUUAAGCUAAAAUACACUCCCAUCAUCAACUUUGAAGAGUGUGAGAGGAAAUUUAAAGCAACGGAGAAAGAGCUGAAAGAACAGUUAUCAGAGCAGACACAGAAGAAUAGUGCCAGGGAAGAGGAGGCCAAGAGAAACAAGGAAGAGAAUGACAAGUUGAAGAAGGAGCUUGCGAUCCUUCAGAGAGAUCUAAAGGAUAAGGAUGCUGUCGUUGAAAAAUCUCAUGGGAUAGAAAGAGCGCUGAACAGACAAACAGAAGACCUGGACAGACAGCUGAAAGACUUGUCACAGAAGUACACAGAGAUGAAGAACAUGAAAGAGAGGUUCGCAGAGGAAAAUGCCAGACAGGCUUCUGAGAUACUUGCCGUGCAGAAUCUUCUGCAAAAGCAGCAUGUUCCAUUGGAGCAAGUUGAGGCUCUGAAAAAGGCUCUUAAUAGCACAGUCGAGAAUCUGAAAGAAGAACUGAAGAACACGCACAGGUGUUAUGAAAAGGAGCAGCAGGCAGUGACCAAGCUGCACCAGUUACUGGAGAACCAAAAAAACUCUUCCAUGCCCCUGGCAGAACACUUACAGAUUAAGGAAGCAUUGGAGAAAGAAGUCGGAAUCAUCAGAGCUAGCCUGAGGGAAAAGGAAGAGGAAAGCCAGAACAAAGCUGAGGAGGUCUCCAAACUUCAGUCCGAGGUGCAGAAUACUAAACAAGCGUUAAAAAAAUUAGAGACGAGAGAGGUAGUAGACUUGUCUAAAUACAAAGCAACAAAAAGUGACUUGGAGACACAGAUUUCCAGCUUAAAUGAAAAGUUAGCCAAUCUGAAUAGAAAGUAUGAGGAAGUGUGUGAGGAAGCUGUGCAUGCCAAAAAGAAGGAGCUGUCUGCAAAAGGUGAGAAGGAAUUGCGACAUUUCAGCAUUGAGCAAGAAAUCAAGGACCAGAAGGAGCGGUGCGAUAAGUCCUUAACCACAAUCACAGAACUGCAGAGGAGAAUCCAAGAGUCUGCUGAGCAAAUCGAGGCUAAAGAUAACAAGAUAACGGAACUGUUGAAUGAUGUUGAGAGAUUGAAACAGGCACUCAAUGGCCUUUCCCAGCUCACCUACACAGGCGGGAUCCCCACCAAGAGGCAGAGCCAGCUGGUGGACACUCUGCAGCACCAAGUCAAGUCCCUGCAGCAGCAGCUGGCUGAUGCUGACAGACAGCACCAGGAGGUGAUCGCCAUCUACCGGACACACCUUCUUAGUGCUGCCCAGGGUCACAUGGAUGCUGACGUUCAGGAGGCCUUGCCAGAUCAUACAGAUGCGACAGGGCCUCGUGUGCUAGUGGCAACUGACCUGCAGCGUCUGCUGUCUCCUGCUGGUGCUGAGCAUUCCGGGUGCAUCUCUGUGGUCCUUCUGGGCCUCAUUGUGCUAGUAUAAUGAGAAUAAAAUCCAUUUUGUUUCAGCAGUA